Molecule: messenger RNA, 603 nt
Organism: Tetrahymena thermophila SB210
Lineage: Eukaryota; Ciliophora; Oligohymenophorea; Hymenostomatida; Tetrahymenidae
Product: transmembrane protein, putative
Exons: 2
Source: RefSeq, a predicted model, not a curated record
AUGAAAUAUUUUUUAUUCAUUUUAAAUUUAGAAAAAUUAAAAGAACUAAUCAAUUAAUUUAAAAUUAUUUCAAUAUUUAUUUUUGGAGUUUUUUUACUAUAAAUUAUAAUAAUUAAAACACAAUUAUAAGUUUAAUACUAUUUGUAAUAACAAAAAUUGUAUUUUAGAUUUUUUGAUAAUUAGAAGAGUAUUUAAUCAGUAAAAAAGCUAUUUAUUAAUUUUAAUUCAUUAUUAUUAAAACUCAAUAAUAUAAAAUGGAAUAUAAGAAAUGUAUCAUAAAUUUAACCAUAUUAAUAAUGUUAUGCAAUAGUUUUGUUUAAUCUAUUGAAGAUAAUGACAUUAUUAAUAAAUAAAACAUUCAGCUCAACUAAAUUAAUGUUACUUUAAGAGAAAACGGUGAAAUAUGCUAUGAUAAUUAAUAGACUUGUAAGCAUGUUUGCUUUGAUAAUUGUUAUGAGUAUGAUGGUAGUAAUUUAAACGAUUACCUGUCUCAUUUCAAAUUUUGCUGUCGAAAAAGUAGCUGAUAGUUUAUAAAUUAUUUAAAACUAUUAGAUUGUAUAAAUACAUUUGUAAAUUUAUCUUCAAUAUUAUUAUUAGCUCUGA